This is a messenger RNA of Mizuhopecten yessoensis (Yesso scallop), 3123 nucleotides long. Its product is annotated as glutamine synthetase-like. The coding region runs from base 220 to 1374 and encodes 384 amino acids. NCBI's taxonomy places the organism in Eukaryota, Metazoa, Mollusca, Bivalvia, Pectinida, Pectinidae. Gene Ontology annotation, cellular component: cytoplasm. The record is from RefSeq and is a predicted model, not a curated record. Gene Ontology annotation, molecular function: glutamine synthetase activity. The transcript is spliced from 7 exons.
CAUGUUCUAUUCUGUGAAGGUUUCGGGUGUUUCCUUGUCAAUGUUGAGUCAGCUGUAAACCUGACACAGGCAUGACUGACCUACAGAGCGGUACGUGUUGGUAUAUAAAUAACGUGUGUGAAUACGGGUAUACAUAAAUACAACAAACACUGAGGGUGAACAAACAGAUUUCCAUUUUUUUCUGAGAUAGAGAAAAAGUUUAUAACGACAAUACACAAGAUGGCAACGAUUGUUCCAUUUUCGGGAAGUAACACCAACAAGGCGGUGUUGUCCCGGUAUUUAGAUAUCCCUCAGCCAGAUGAUACCGUCCAGGUGGAGUAUAUUUGGAUCGACGGGACUGGGGCCGGCCUCAGGAGCAAGUGUAAAACAAUGGAAUUUGAACCCAUAAGCCCGAAAGAAUGUUCGGUGUGGAACUUUGACGGGUCCAGUACCGGUCAGUCUGAGGGGUCAAACUCGGACAUGUACCUGCACCCCGUGGCCCUGUUCCCAGAUCCGUUCAGGAGGGGCCGAAAUAAGCUCUGUUUAUGUGACGUGUAUAAAUACAAUAACAAGCCAGCAGAGACGAAUCACCGCCACACAUGUUAUGAUGCCAUGGAGAGGUCGAAGUCUCACAAGCCCUGGUUCGGUAUAGAACAAGAGUAUAUCUUGUUUGAUAAUGACGGUCAUCCCUAUGGCUGGCCGAAAAAUGGCUUCCCCGGACCCCAGGGACCUUACUAUUGUGGAGUGGGAGCAAACAAAGUCUAUGGCAGAGAUAUCGUAGAGGCCCAUUACCGCGCAUGUCUGUAUGCCGGUAUCAAAAUCGCCGGAUGUAAUGCUGAGGUCAUGCCUGCGCAGUGGGAGUACCAGGUAGGGCCGUGCGAAGGGAUAGAGAUGGGAGACCAUCUAUGGAUCGCACGUUACAUUAUGGACCGCGUAGCUGAAGACUUUGGUGUCAUCGUAACUCUUGACCCUAAACCUAUUUCUGGAAACUGGAACGGGUCCGGUGCCCAUUGUAACUACAGCACGCUGGCUAUGAGAGAGAACGAUGGACUCCGACAUAUAGAGGAAGCGAUCACAAAGCUAGAAAAGAGACACGCAACCCACAUCAAAGGCUACGAUCCUAAAGGCGGUGCCGACAACUCCCGAAGAUUAACGGGACUCCACGAAACAGCGCAUAUUAAUGACUUCUCGGCAGGUGUCGCCAAUAGAGGUGCUAGUAUCAGGAUACCCCGCCAGGUGGCAGCAGACAAACAGGGGUAUCUGGAAGAUCGGCGGCCAUCGUCAAACUGUGAUCCCUACCGGGUAACCGAACUCAUGGUAAGGACCACGAUUCUAGGUGAAGCAGACACUAUUUGUGAAUGGGGAAAAGGUGCUGAAGUUUCACAGAAAGCAUAAAUGGAGACUAUAGUCACUGUGGAAAUCUUUCUGGACAAUAACACUGAGGACAUUUGUUUGGACGAUAAUAUCGAGGAUAUUUCACCUAUCAUAAAGAAAUGUUCUUUAUUUGUAGUCAUGUAAUAUGAUGAGUUUGUUAUUACAAACACUUGUUUGAAAUCAAAAACAAAACUGUCAAGGGAAUACAGUAGGGGAUAUACAUAUUAUUUAUUGUAUUUAGCUGACCUCUAUUUUUUAUAGAUUUAACGUUUACAACAACUUUUACCUGCGAUAAUACAGGUAAUUUAUAUAGCGAUGUUAUGAUUAGUUCAUGUAUAAGUAUAUUGGCAACACGUGGCUGAUAUGUACGUCUACGUGAUAUACAGUCAAACCUGUCCGAGAGAAAACUUAUUAAGGGGACACCUUGGUUAACCAAGGUAUAGACUUCCCAGGUGUGAUCUCCAAGUCUGGUUCUACAGUCUAACUAAACUGUAUGCUGAUGCACCUUAUAUACUAAUAUUAGUAUAUGCAUGUAUUGUCUUAAAACAAAGCAUUAACUUAUUUACAUAAUACAGAAGCUCGAAAAAUGCAGUCCCCACUACUUUCGCCAAUUCAGGAAGAGCAAGUUUGUAGAAUGGACGUAAGCGCUCGGGGACUUUAAUUUCCGAACCUUUGUUUAUUUAAUAUUUCACACACAAACACAAUUUUUACUUAUUCAUAAAACAUCGUUUACAUGUAAUUGUAUACACCAUACGGAGCCAGAAUCUCAUUGUGUCUCUGUCAUAAUCUGUAGCAUAACCAUUUUAGUAUAUAUUGCACUUCAAAUAGCUAUAGGAAUGAAACAGACGAGGAAACACAUACUGCAUGUGUUAUACAAACAAUGCAAUUUUUUUGCCAUAAAGCAAACUAUUUCAUACAAUGAAACGCCACGGUUGUUCUAUAUUAUGUGUCAAUCGGUGUCUUUUGGGAACAAUAUUUAUUUGAUACGCCCGUCUAUAACCGGACAUACUAAGGUAUGACGCUGUCAGCCCGUCUAUAACCGGACAUAUUAAGAUACAUUAUGGUAUGACGUUGUCAGCCCGUCUGUGACCGGACAUAUUAUGGUAUGACGUUGUCAGCCCGUCUGUGACCGGACAUAUUAAGGUAUGACGCUGUCAGCCCGUCUAUGACCAGACAUUUAAGGUAUGACGCUGUCAGCCCGUCUAUGACCAGACAUAUAAGGUAUGACGUUGUCAGGCUGGAUGACGACAGUAUUUUGUUCGUACCGUAACCCUCAAUGUCACCUACGUAACAUAUUUUACUAGUGUAUGCUGGCACAGGGACCUGAUAAUUUGGUACAGCUAUAUUUAGACCUAAAUUAUGUUGUUCAGAGUAAUUGUACAUGUUUUAGGGGUUUAGAUCGACUUUUUGGUAAAAUUGCCACCCUAAUACUCGUAUAUAUAAGCAUUGAGAGUACACAUUCUCAGGUGCCUGUGUUUCUUGGUACUAUAGAAAGGAGCCCUCGACGUAACUGUAUGGCCAGUAAAGUACAGUUGUGGUUAAUUUAAUUUUCCCGUGUAUGAUACAAAUGUAUUUUUGUUCUUGUUUACAUUUUAAUAUUUGGAUAUAUUUUGUUAUAAGAAUAUAUAUCGGAGUUACACAUGAGUAGAGAUGAAUGUGCAACUGUUGGGUGUCCUUCUUGUUUUUAUUUUCGGAAUACACUCUAUGUUUCAUUUAGCCUUUAGCUAAAAUUGUAUUUUACCCUCAAUAAAUAAUACCUAUUAUUAUGUU